Molecule: messenger RNA, 415 nt
Organism: Cokeromyces recurvatus
Lineage: Eukaryota; Fungi; Mucoromycota; Mucoromycetes; Mucorales; Mucoraceae
Exons: 6
Coding region: 1-396 (131 amino acids)
Source: RefSeq, a predicted model, not a curated record
AUGUGCUUUAGUUUUAUCUGUCUUUGGACUGUUUUUCUUAUUAUUGUAUUCCCCUUCUAUAUACUAAGUUACCCGAUCCUUACAGGAAGGGAAAGAAUAAUAUCAUCAAUUGCGUUUAAUGUACUUUUCCAUGCAUUGAUUUUCAUUUUUGCCAUUCUUGUUUUGUAUAAUACAAAAUCUUUAUCUCUUCUAUUAAAGCAUUACCAUUUCACAUGGAUACUGUUACAUUACUUUGUUUGCCAGAAGAUCAAGAAAAAGGCUUAUGUGACCAUUCAAAAUUAUCAAAACUUGCAUGUUCGUACAGAUUGUUAUUUUAGAUACUCGAUAUUCAGUACGCGUCUAGUUUACUAUAAAUGCAGAGAAAGUUGGAUAAGAAAGACCUAUUGGGUAAACUAGAUAACGAUCAACAUACACA